Molecule: messenger RNA, 376 nt
Organism: Vollenhovia emeryi
Lineage: Eukaryota; Metazoa; Arthropoda; Insecta; Hymenoptera; Formicidae
Product: short stature homeobox protein 2-like
Exons: 1
Source: RefSeq, a predicted model, not a curated record
AGGAGGAAGAAGAGGUAGAAGAAGAGGCUUAUCAGUUCGUGAGAGUGGAAAGAGAGAAAGAAGGAGAGAGCAGAAAAAGCUGUGGCGCGUGGUGGUGGCGAAGGUAACCGGCGGUGCUGGUGCUGGUGCUGGUGGUGGUGGCGGCGGUGGUGGUGGUGGUGGUGGAGGUGGUGGUGGUCCUGGUGCGGUAGCGAACGUAGAACGAGCGAGCAUCCAGAUCUGUCGCGUGCUGCGUGCUGCCUGGAAUGAGGCGGAAGCGGGGCGUGCAGUUACGCGGCGGUACCGAGCGGAACGGGACGAGGACGACGGCGGUCUCGAUGACGAUUUCGAUGACAACGACCGCGCGGUGACGACUGACAGCGACGAUCGCCAUUGA